This is a messenger RNA of Brenthis ino (lesser marbled fritillary), 414 nucleotides long. The record is from the annotation of a GenBank genome assembly. Lineage: Eukaryota; Metazoa; Arthropoda; Insecta; Lepidoptera; Nymphalidae.
AUGACUGAAAUUCCUCAAGAAAUCCUUGAUGAAUUACUAGGAAGGGAUUCUAAUUCUACAGAUGAUGAAAUUGUUCAUUCUAACCCUCUAAAUUCCCCUUCUGUUCCCAUAGAUACCUUAGCGAUACCUGAUGAACCUUACUCUCAAACAGAACCAGAACCGCAACCUUCGACUAGUUGGCAAAAUCCUGAAACCUUACCUGUAUCAACUUACCCAAGUCCAGAAACUCCUCAUUCAGUUCCUGAAAGUACAUUAUUAUCCGACGAAACCUAUAACAAAUUUUUAAAAUCACCCGCAAAAUUAUAUGAUACAUCCAUUACAGAACAUAAUGAAAAUUUACUGAAAGGAAUACAGAAAUUGGUAAUAAUACCAACCUCAUUGGACUUGGACGAUCUAUGCCCUAUGUCCAAGAAG